CUGUUCUCUUCUCUUCUGUUAUCAUCUUUCCCUUUCUUUCUCUCUCUUUCUCUCUCUCUCUCACACACACACCUCCUUUCUUUCUUUCUACUUGUAUAUCAAAGGAAAAAGCACAACAAAGGAAAAAUCAUAAAGGAAAAAUCAAGACAAUAAAGCACCAAUAACAAUUAACAAUGGCAUCCUCUCUUUUCAUCUUUUGAUCAUCCCCAUUUUUGAUUUUACUUACUCCAUUGAUCCACCAUUCCCUUUUUCUCAAAACCCUAGGCACCUCAUUGGGUUGGGUCCCCAAACCUUCAAAAAAGCACCAUCACAUCCACAUACAUCCUUUUUUCUUCUUCUUUCAUUUUGAUUCCCAUUUCCCGUUUCCCAAUUUCCCAAUUUCCCAUUUCUUUUCUGUUUUAUAUUGGUUUUCUUCACUGUUGUAAAUCUUUCAUCUCUCUUUACCAAAUCUGUAAGCUGUCAGCUUCUGCUACAGAACUCAUGACUAUAUCUAAUACCUUGUAACCGGACACCCACACACACACUCAUGUACAUGGAUGUACCUCUACAGAUCGAAUGUCAAAUAGGGUAAAAGCCUUGUAACAACAACUGAACUUAUCAGUCUGUAAUCAGGUGGAUGCACCUCUUUGUUCCUAAGAAUUCAGGAGGUUCAACUUCAAAGGAAUUCAUUCAUUGAUUCGCUCAGAAUGGCAUCAGAGCAGACCAGAUUUCUACAGCACCAACAACAACAACCAGCGUCUUCCCGGCGAAAGAGAUGGGGAGGAUGUUUAACUGGUUUAUCUUGUUUCGGGUUGCAAAAAGGUGGAAAGCGUGUUGUACCUGCAUCUCGUAUGCCAGAAACCCAUGCAACAGCAAACCAGCAAAACGGACCUCAAGCUGUCGGAUUAACCAAUCAAAACAACGCAGUACACCCAUCACUCUUAGCUCCACCAUCUUCUCCGGCUUCCUUCUCAAAUUCUGCACUUCAAUCUACAGUCCAAUCACCGAACUGUUUCCUCUCUGCAAACUCUCCCGGAGGUCCUUCAUCCACCAUGUUUGCCACCGGACCAUAUGCCCAUGAGACACAACUUGUAUCUCCUCCUGUCUUCUCCACCUUCACCACUGAACCAUCCACAGCUCCACUCACACCACCACCGGAGCUAGCUCAUCUGACCACCCCUUCCUCCCCUGAUGUCCCUUACGCUCAAUUCCUUUCAUCUACUUUGAAUCUCAAACGUGGAGAUAAAACAAAUUACAUGACUGCAAAUGACCUCCAAGCAACAUAUUCUCUCUACCCCGGAAGUCCGGCGAGUACUCUCCGGUCACCCAUCUCAAGAACAUCCGGUGAAGGGCUAUCAUCGUCUUUUCCAGACAGAGAUUUCAGCCCUCAAUGGAACCCUUCAACACCUUCUCAAGAGAACAAACCCCAAGAUGCGAAUUUCUUCUGCCCUGAAACAUUCGCACAAUUCUAUCUGGAUCAAUCUUCCUUCCCUCAUUCCGGUGGUCGGUUGAGUGUUUCCAAGGAAUCAGACGCCGGAAACAACAACGGAAACGGUGUUUCCGGAGUUCAAAGCAGACCGAGUAAAGCAUGCAAACAAGAUAUUGAAGAAUUAGAAGCUUAUAGAGCUUCAUUUGGGUUUAGUGCUGAUGAAGUUGUGUCAACUGCUCAUUAUGUAGAGAUCUCUGAUGUUAUGGAUGAUUCUUUCUCCAUGAUGCCCUCCGAGGGCAAAACCGUCCCAACCCCAAAAUCUUGCAAAAUGGAAUCCCAGAAAGAUGUUGAGCACAGUUUAACGGAUGAUGAAGAUAUAUUUUCAAGGAUGGGGGGAUCAAGAAUGAAUGGGAAGUAUCAUCAUCAAUAUCAUAUGGGAAGGGGGCAAUCGAAUUCUGAUGCAGAAGUUGAGUAUAGAAGAGGGAGAAGCUUGAGAGAGAGUAGAGGGAAUUCCAAAUGUCGGCACACAAUCACCGCCACGCACCGCCCACAGCUUCCACUGAGCCACCUCCUUCCUUCCCUUCCAUAUUUAUCCAUAAACAAUCUACAGAGUGAUUCAAAUUCAGCUACAAGCUCUCCAGUUUCUUCCUUCUCUAGAUUCUUCAAGCAAUUAGUAUCCCCCACCAGGAAAUCCCCGAAAGAUACAUGUGAGGCGCCCUUUUCAGCUCCGCUUCCUGGUGGUUCCGAUGACGAUAUUCACCAGGUGUUUAAUUACUUUGACGAGAACGGAGACGGAAAGAUAUCGGCCGAGGAGCUGAAGAACAGAUUGAGGAAGGUAGGAGGAGAGGAGCAUGAGUUAUCGGACGAGGAGGCGGAGAUGAUGGUGAGGUUAUCGGAUGCGGACGGAGACGGGAUGUUAGGGUUGGAUGAUUUUGCGAAGAUGAUGAAGGAAGGGGAGGAGGGGGAGCUGAGGGAGGCGUUUGUGAUGUAUUCAGGGAAUUCAUCAAUUAAGGCAGAGUGUGUGAUCACUCCCAAGAGCUUGAAGAAGAUGUUGACACGGUUAGGGCAGCCGACCACCCUGAACGACUGCAAGACGAUGAUCGGAAGAUUCGAUGUUAAUGGGGACGGGGUACUGGAUUUCAAUGAGUUCAGGGCCAUGAUGAGCUAA
Molecule: messenger RNA, 2576 nt
Organism: Lactuca saligna
Lineage: Eukaryota; Viridiplantae; Streptophyta; Magnoliopsida; Asterales; Asteraceae
Source: the annotation of a GenBank genome assembly